AUGACAGAAGGCAAAGGAAUGCAAACGUUUCAUUAUGAAACUGACUUGGUAGAAAUGAAUGCGUUCAUAGGACUGUUGUACUAUUCGGGAAUGUGGAAGGCCUGUCAUGUAAGCAUAAAAGAAUUAUGGGCUAAAGAGAAUGGCAACACUUUCUAUCGCUGCACUAUGCCGAAAAAUCGGUUUGAAUUUUUAGCAUCAACUUUACGUUUCGAUGUGAAAGAAAAUCGAUCGAAAAAUGAUAGAUUCUCAGCUAUUAGAGAGUUGUGGGAAAUGUUGAUCAAAAAUUGUGAACAUUACUAUGAGCCCAGUAAUACGAUGACGGUAGAUGAGCAGCUUUUAUCGUUCCGCGGUCGCUGUCUAUUUCGCAUUUAUAUAAAGUCCAAGCCAGACAGAUAUGACUGGUCACCCGAAAACUGA
Molecule: messenger RNA, 417 nt
Organism: Belonocnema kinseyi
Lineage: Eukaryota; Metazoa; Arthropoda; Insecta; Hymenoptera; Cynipidae
Exons: 2
Coding region: 1-417 (138 amino acids)
Source: RefSeq, a predicted model, not a curated record